Mizuhopecten yessoensis (Yesso scallop) is the source of this 2095-nucleotide messenger RNA. Its product is annotated as SWI/SNF-related matrix-associated actin-dependent regulator of chromatin subfamily B member 1-like. The record is from RefSeq and is a predicted model, not a curated record. The coding region runs from base 16 to 1158 and encodes 380 amino acids. Gene Ontology annotation, molecular function: transcription coregulator activity. Gene Ontology annotation, cellular component: nucleus; nuclear chromosome. Lineage: Eukaryota; Metazoa; Mollusca; Bivalvia; Pectinida; Pectinidae. The transcript has 10 exons. Gene Ontology annotation, biological process: chromatin remodeling; regulation of transcription by RNA polymerase II.
ACAGCACCGGCAAAGAUGGCGAUGGUUGGAACAAAGACUUUCGGCGAUAUGCCGAACAAAUUCCAGAUCGAAGAAGGAGGAGAAUAUUAUUAUGUUGGGUCUGAAGUUGGUAAUUACCUGCGUAUGUUCAGGGGUUCACUGUAUAAGAAGUAUCCGUCUAUGUGGCGACGCCUACUCACUGUCGAAGAACGGAAAAGAGUUGCAACUUUAGGUACUGGUGCCCCCGCCCUAGCCACCAACAUCACCUUGCUGAAGGCUGUGGAGGUUGACAACAUCCUAGAGGGCAACGAUGACCAAUACAAAGCCGUGUCCAUCAGCAGUGAUACCUCUUAUUCAAGGGACGCGAAGGCGAAGAGGAACACCUGGGUGACGACUGUGCCUAGUAGUUCUCAUCACCUCGACGCUGUGCCAUGCUCGACCUCCAUCAACAGGAACCGCCUCGGCAAAUCCAAAGUCCGCACAUUCCCUCUUUGUUUUGAUGACACAGACUCUCCACCAAGCCACGAAAACGCCAGUCUGCCCGAACAACUGGUGCCAAUUCGACUGGACAUGGAAUACGAGGGACAGAAACUCAGAGACUGCUUCACCUGGAACAAAACUGAGUCGCUGAUCACCCCUGAGCAGUUUGCAGAGAUCAUGUGUGACGACCUUGACCUGAACCCUAUAAACUUUGUACCGGCCGUGUCUCAGGCGAUUCGUCAGCAGAUUGAAGCCUUCCCCACAGACAAUCUGUUAGACCAACAGGCUGAUCAACGUGUUAUACUAAAGCUAAACAUACAUGUGGGGUAUAUGUUAUGGUGUCUAUUUCAGCUAAACAUACAUGUGGUGUAUAUGUUAUGGUGUCUAUUUCAGCUAAACAUACAUUUUAUAAAUUUGUUAAUAAACUGUUUUUUAUACCCAGGACUGGGAGGAGAGUUUGUGACGUCCAUUGCCUACAGCAUCAGAGGACAGCUAAGCUGGCAUCAAAGGACGUACGCCUUUAGUAGUGAAGCCCCGCUGCCCACGGUGGAGGUUGCCAUCAGGAACCAGAACGAGGCUGACCAGUGGUGUCCAUUCCUUGAGACGCUGACCGACGCCGAGAUGGAGAAGAAGAUCCGGGAUCAGGAUAGAAACACGAGACGUAUGAGAAGAUUAGCCAACACAGCGCCGUCAUGGUAGAAACAGAAUAUUUUAUGACCUGAACUUUUUUGUGCAAAUAAACAUUGUAGACCCCACAACUGUGUUCAGUGGAAAAUAUAACUACAACAAUACCAGCGUCAAUGUCGGACACCAGCGGACCAAAUGACAAAAUUGUCAAUUCAUCCAAAAGAAGAAUGACCAUGGCAUGGAAAUUGGUGGCAGAACAAACUGUUGUAUACAUCACAUCAAGUCUUACUUCAGGAAAAAUAGUCCAUUCUGACAUGGGUUUUUCAGAUACAUUUUGCUGUUGUACAUCCUAACGUGUCAAAAUUAACAAAAUGUUGGUAUUAUCGACUGUAAUGGUGCAUUUUGUGUAAAAAUACAAGUGCAUCUUUAGUGUUAUUGUCAACCAAAUUUCAGUGUUGUUUACCUAACCAAUGUAGCUUUGUAUUUGGGUUAUGCCCAAGUUGAUGGUAGGGAAAUUGAUAUACUGUCAGGGUAUUUUUCACAGGUGUGUGCAAAACAUCUUUUGUAUCAAUAUAUACUUGAUAUACUCGUGUCUGUUUCUAAGAUUGGGGUAAAAUGGACAUUGGGUUUAUUCCUAAUUUGUUGCUAGAUGGAAAAUUGGACAUAGCUAUAGAGUUAGUUCCCUUGGAUGUACCUGGAAAAGAUGUUUUUUUUUUUAGAUAGGACCUGAAUCGGUUUAAAUCUGUUAAGCAAGUUAAUGUAUGGGCUUAUUACCAAGCAUGGGCUUUUAUUUCUGGUCAUAGGGUGGGAUUAAUCCUCGUCAUUAGCUUAUAACAGAUAGAAUGUAGUUCUUUAAAGCUGUUCUGCUGCAAAAUAUUGUACAUAGGCUGGGUCAGUGUUGAGUGGUAGGUUGUGUAGAAGGAGAGAGCGAGAAAGAAAGAAAGAAAGUUGUGCUGAAUUGUAAUGAAUCUCAUCAAACUGAGAGUAAAUUAAACAUGUAAAUACUGAA